Molecule: messenger RNA, 4104 nt
Organism: Etheostoma cragini (Arkansas darter)
Lineage: Eukaryota; Metazoa; Chordata; Actinopteri; Perciformes; Percidae
Gene: veph1
Product: ventricular zone expressed PH domain-containing 1
Exons: 15
Coding region: 683-3166 (827 amino acids)
Biological process (GO): regulation of signal transduction
Cellular component (GO): plasma membrane
Molecular function (GO): phosphatidylinositol-5-phosphate binding
Source: RefSeq, a predicted model, not a curated record
CUUCGGCCGCACGAUGGCGCGCUUUCCUAUGGUGGCCGAAGAAAAAUGCAAGGCUUGCUCUGUGGAGGAACUGAAGCUGUGCAGGAGUAAUUUGUGUUGCUAUGUGCCGCUUCGGAACAAUGUUUGGAGGUACUGAACGAAGCUCUGCAUUCAGUGUCCACGCGUCCUCUUCCUGCACGGAGCAGGACUCUGCUGUAGAAAGAUUGCCUUCUCCAGAAUAUGCCUUGUCUCCAUGGUAACAGGCCUAAGACAGACCCAGACCAACUUCAGGCCAAACUCAUCCAAUCUUGUCCAACUUACCUAAUCCUGGACUGUAAUAAAGAGGAAAAAAAUCCACUCAAUUAGUCAUUCUUGAAAUAUUAGUAAGGUUCUCUAUUAUGUCUCGUAGUUAUUUUAACAAUUCGGGUGCAUUCACAUGACCCAGAAUGCCGAAAAUAAUGGAAACAAACUGCUGUGCUUGAAACUUUGUCAUUUUAAAAGCUGUACAUUCUACUUUUUGGUGAUCACAAUGCAGAGGACUUUGCUUACUCUUUAAAUGGUCCCACCAUAAGGAAAACUUAAUUCAAAAGUUAGCUUUCCUUGAUCAUUAUGUCAGGGAUAAUUUUAUUCACAAUUAAGGGUUCUUAAACUGGGCGGCACCUAUCCCAAACUGGUCAGAAAGGAGUCCUAAACCAGGACCAGAAUGCACCAGCUAUUCAGCCAGGUGCUGGGGCAGAGGGAUCUGUCCAGAGCGGGAGAUCUUUUUUCUCUGGAGGACACAGAGAUCGAAGCCUGUCUGUCUCAGGCUCUUGAACAGAUCAAGGCCAUCUCCUGCUCACAGGACUAUUUGACCAAUGAUAAUGACCAGGCAGUGGUGGAGAUUUGCAUAACGCGCAUCACCACGGCCAUAAGGGAGACAGGCUCCAUCGAGCAACACAGCACAGCUCUGGUGGGACUGUGGGAGUCGUGUCUUGAACAUAACCUCACCCCGCAAGGUGAAAACACAGAGGACACGCCGCAUGCCAAGAUAGCCUCCGACAUCACCAGCUGUAUCCUGCAGAACUACAGUUGUCCUUCGGUCAUGGUGCUGGCUGUCCCAGUGGCGGUGCGGUUCCUGCAGAGAGGGAACAGGGAGCUGAGCAGGAACAUGUCUAGUUAUCUCUCCCUGGCUGCCAUCGCCAAGGCUGAUCUGCUGGCUGAACACACAGAGGCCAUAACGCUCAGUGUCCUGGGAGGUAACCACAUGCUGUUACGAGUGUUGCCCUCAGUCUACCCCAGACAAUUGGAUACCAUCCACUCUCACCUAGGCAACCUCACUGCCAUGAUGUCACAGCUGGAAUCCCCAGAACAACAGCACCUGAUCAGACUCAUUCAAAUUGUUGCUGAGCAACAUCCACUUAUGUUAAGCCCUCAGGUGCCCACACUAGUCAGUUACCUAGGAGACCAAUCCCUAACUGAUGCCCUACUGGGUGCGCUUGUGGACGUGUCUCAGGCCAGCCCUUCCUCACUGGUCAGCUUUCUGCCAACGCUGAGAACGGUUGGACAAAAAUACCCUGCUCUCCUGGGUCACAUUGCCAAAAUCCAUGGUGCCGUGGGUAUCAUCAGUGAGACUCAUGCUCACAGCUCGUUGGUCUACCUGGUGUCCUGUCUGGGCAACAUGGAGCACAGCUUUCACCACACAUUGCUGCUGGAAAUCAGAGCUCUGGCCGAUCGUUACCCAUCUUUACUGGGAGGCUGUGGUAAAGACAUCUACAGGAUGAGCAACUCGUUUACUGCUAUAGCCCGACUGCUGGGGAGAAGACUGGAGGAGAACACAGUUAUCCAGUGCAGGGUGGACCAGUCAUGCCCGCAGUCUCCCUGUGCAUAUCUUCCGGAGGGAGGCGGGGGAGGUAGUGGGUCAGAGGAGCAGCUGCAGGUGAAGAUCCAGGCUUUCAAUGAGAAAAUGGCAGAGGAGGGGGAAGAGGAGGAGGUGGAGGUGGACUCUCCGGCCCCCCAGAGACGCUACAGCCUGAGCCAAGCCGUCAGGGAAGAGAGACAAGAAAUGAGAUUCAACAGGUCAAAGAGCCUGGCUCUGCACGCUGUGCGCUCACGCUCCAUCAACUCAGACACCGGGGAGGACGGUGAGGGAUUGGAGCCAAGCCCAGACCACAUCUCCUCCAACACAUUGGUGAAUUCACACUCAAAAAACCAGGAAGCACUUAUUGCUGAGAUGAAAGUGACGGAUGACGGUGCGAUGCCCAUUACCACUGCCCUGGACAGAGGGGUCAAAGAGGCUGAGAAAGUUCCAAGCAGAGAGAAGGGGGAGCAGGAGGACGCCGACAGACUCUUCAUCCAUUUAAGAGACAAUAUGGUGACGAUCAGAGAGUUCUGUCGAGACAUGGUGCAGCAGAUCCCCGUACCAGAGCAGUGUGCGAUAGAAGAUUCAAAUCGAGGAUGUGUGGCCAAGCUGUCGUUCUCCUGUCCUCUUAAGGGCCACUACUGUCUGUAUGCAAAGUCCUGCUUCAACCUGACCAGCCGACAGCCUCAUCUUUGGAUUCACAUCAUGCUGCUACAUCUGCAGAGUAAGUCCAGUGUUGCUCUGUGCUCCAGGGAUGAGUGUGUCAUAAGGCUUGCCUCCAUUUGGGAGAAAACACAGUUAAAAGGUGCUCACAGCUUCCUCAUGGCCAUGACACAGAACACCACCCCACAUGGGAAGGACCUGGAGAGUCUCCAGAUUCAGCUUGAGGAGGUCCGUUUCUUUGACCUGUUUGGCUACAGUGAGGAAGAGGGAGGUUGGCUCUGCUUCAUGUGUAACAAUCCCGAGAAGGCCACAGUUGUAAACCAGGAGGGACAGCCUCUGAUUGAGGGGAAGCUGAAGGAAAAGCAGGUCCGCUGGAAGUUCAUCAAGCGCUGGAAAACCCGCUACUUCACCUUGGCAGGAAAUCAGCUACUCUUCCGAAGAGGAAAAUCAAAAGAUGAGUUGGAUGACAUCCCUAUUGAGCUGAGCAAGGUGCAAAGUGUCAAGGUGGUAGCCAGGAAGCGGCGUGAUCGGGGUUUGCCGCGGGCAUUUGAGAUCUUCACGGACAGUAAGACGUACGUGCUGAAAGCUCAGGAUGAGAAACACGCUGAGGAGUGGCUGCAGUGCAUAAACGUCGCCGUGGCGCAGGCAAGAGAGAGGGAGAACAGAGAGGCAACCACCUACUUGUGAGAACAGUUAACUGAUGAGGACACAUACUGUACAUGUGCAGACUAUACAUGCCAUGCAUACAAACAAGCAUACACUGAGUAAUAUUUUGUUUAUCUGUACAUAGAAUCUCACAACAUCCACUGCCAGGUGCAUAACUUUGAAUCUGUAAUCAGUUAUAUACACCUGAACUAUCAACAACAAAACACAUUUUUUUGCAGUAUCUUUCUUUAAAUAAACCAGCAAUAAAAGACUUACUGUAUGUAUGGUGUGUAUCCAACCAGAAUGAUGUUACUGUUACUCACUGUCACACCAUGGAAUCUCCGAUGCAUCUACAGCUGUGGACCAUCAUACAUGUACAGUAUUAAGUGUUAAAAGUUGAAGUGACACAUGAUCUUCACCUGACUGGAUACAGGAAAGGCCAUUUAACCUUCUUCUGCUUGAGCCCCGACACUACUAUGAGCUUCAACAACCAAUGACAGCCAGCAUAUGUGGAAACUUGGGAUUUGAUGAGUUUAAUGAUGCAUGAUAAUUGACAUGUAUUUGAGGCCAUAGUAGUAUUGAGGACUAAAGACUUGAUAGAAGCACAGACCUCAGGACUUGAAGCACUGACCACUGAACAGUUUUUCUUAGAAGGAUGAGGAAGAAGAGCCUAAUGGACAGCAUUCAGUACUCAAUGUGUUCUACUUAAUAGAGAGGAUGUUGUACCCUUAAAGUAAUAGUUCAACAUUUUGGAAAAACGUGAUUCACUUUCUUGCCAAGAAUUAGAUGAGAAGAUGGAUUUGACUUGUGAUCUGUACACUAAUUAUAAAGCUACAACCCAAAGACAAUUAGCUUAGUAUAAAUGCAGAGGGAAACGGCCAUUGUAGCAUAUUAUUAAUUGUACAAUCAGAAGGCUAUAAGCUGCAGUUGAUUCCAACAUAUUGACCUACGCACCCAUACUUUGAACAUUUGACCAAGGG